AUGGCUCCAACAGAAUUGCCUUUACUAGUUGUCUUCGGAGCAACCGGCUCGCAGGGUCGCAGUGUGAUCACAGCCCUGCAGACCUCCAACAAUGCGGCGUAUCGUCUGCGAGGGCUCACCUCUAACCAGUCUAGUGAUGCAGCAAAAGAGCUUUCGAAGAGCGGCGUUGAAGUGGUCGAAGUCGACAUAGGGUCAGAGGCCAGUAUUCACAGAGCAGUGGAAGGGGCAGAGGUGGUGUUUGCAAAUACAGUCUUUCCUCCAGAUAUAUUUGCUUCCCAUGGAGCUGCUGCCGCGGAGGAGGCCGAGUCCAAGACUGCCUUGAGGAUUGCCCGCGCAGUCGCACAGAUCAAAACUCUGAAGCACUUGGUGUGGUCUACCCUUCCCGAUGCCAAGAAGAAGACCGCUGGGAAAUUACAUAUUCCUCAUUUUCAGUCCAAGGUUGCUGCGGUAGAAUUCAUUCGCAGCCAGCCAGAGUUGGUCAAGAAGACUACGAUGCUAUCUGUCGGCAUGUAUGGAUCUAAUCUGAAGAAUCCUGGAUAUGUACCAGUCUAUGAUGCAUCUAUCAAAAGAUAUGUAGUAAAGCUCCCUCUUCGCGCUGAUGUCUCAUUUUCCAGCAUCGGAGAUGAGCGCAAGAACAUUGGUGUGAUCGUAUGUGCCAUCCUUCGUAGCGGAGAGAAGAGUUACGACAAAUGGGUCGUCGGAGAAGCGCACAAGACGACAAUGAACAAGGACGUGGAUGCACUGGACAAGGUCGUUCAGGAGCAGCUCGGAAUCGACAAGCGAGUGAUAUUUGUGGAAACAUCACUUAAAGACUAUGAGGUUGACUCGGGUAUUUUGGUCACGGAAAAGGGCCCCAUGUUUCAGUACUAUGAAUUGCAAGAUGAUGCAUUCGUUGACUUUGGGCAGGAUGGGAAGACAUUAUACCCACACGAACUCGGGGUCACUCAUGCCGAACUGGCAACGGUGGAGGACUGCCUCAGGUCUUUCGACUGGCAGCAAAUUCUUCAGGGACAGAGACAGUGA
Molecule: messenger RNA, 1023 nt
Organism: Diaporthe amygdali
Lineage: Eukaryota; Fungi; Ascomycota; Sordariomycetes; Diaporthales; Diaporthaceae
Exons: 2
Coding region: 1-1023 (340 amino acids)
Source: RefSeq, a predicted model, not a curated record